AUGAUUCUUCCGCAAUUUGCUCGCGAAACCCAACGAUCGAGACGGGUGCUACGAUGGAGCAUUCUGUUGUUCGUGAGCUUCGCGGCAGUGGCCUCCAUAUUUGCCCUGCGAAAGAAUGAUCAGGAACGCUGGGCGGGCUUGACUACGGAUCAACAUUACCAACAGCCACAAAAACACCAGCACAUCAUUCCCAGCAGGAGAAAUUCUCAAGUCAUUGACCCAGCCGAUGGCAAGACAUGGCCCUACAGAGUAUUCAAGUCGGACAGCGCCCGACCACCACGAGUCGAAAUAUCCGGAACAGGUCCUGAGCUGUCAGAUGACUUCCUCUUCGUGACGGGACAGUUCAUUCUGGAGAAUGGAGAGCUGGACCGGGCGCCAUACAUGUUUUCCGCCGACGGAGAGCUCGUGUUUGCCGCCACACGAGUCGAUGGCACUUCAACCGGCAACUUCCUGGUACAAGAAUAUCUUGGACGACCUCAUCUGACUACCUGGCGAGGGAUGCUGACGAAGGGUGCUCAAGUCGGGCAUGGAUAUGGUGCCCUAGUGCUCCUCGAUGAGAACUACGAGGAAACAGUUGUUGAUGUCCGCGAUGAGUCCAUCAAUACCAAUCAGGACGAAGCGGUCAGUCCCGGGAUCGUCGACAUCCAUGAGCAGCGGCUGACAUGGCGGGACUCAGUCCUGGUCAGUGUAUACAACGCCACGACGACCAACGCAACUCACAUUGGCGGUCAAGAGCAUCAGUCUAUCCUCGACGGCCUGGUCUACGAAAUCGACAUCGCCACCCAGGAAGUACUCUGGUCUUGGAGUGCUCUGGAACAUAUCUCCUUGGAGGACUCCGCUUGCCCGAUUGGUCUCUCCGUACACGGCGAGGACGCCAGUACCGUGCCUUGGGAUGCAUUUCAUCUGAACAGCAUUGAUCCAGUGGGUGCUGACCACUUCCUCGUCAGCAUUCGCUCGACGUGGUCGAUAUACCUCGUCAAUCGUCAUACAAAACGCAUCGUGUGGACUCUGCAUGGUCAACGUGGUGGUGACUUCGGUGCUCUUCCUGCGAAUGGGACAUUCCGAUGGCAACACGACGCUAGACUGAUGAAGUACGAUGAGGAUCGCAUGGUCAUUAGUUUGUUCGACAAUCACCGCAACGACACUCCACCAGCGGCAACGCUCUCUCGUGGACUGGUGCUCGAACUGGCACUUCCACCUGACUCAUCUGUUCCGCCUAAAGUGCUUCGUUCGACGCAUGUUGCGAGCGACAGUGCAGCUUGGCAAGGCAACUAUCAAGCACAGCUAUCCAAUGGCAACGAAUUGUUGUCGUACGGCGACAAAGCGUAUGUCGUGGAGUUCGGGCCGGGAUCCAACGGCGAACAUGAUGAAACCUGGCGCGCACGCUACGGGUUCGACGGAGUGGUGCCAUCGUACCGGGGAUUCAAGCUUCCAUGGAAAGGCAUGCCGCGACGGUGGGAUCCGAGUCUUGUUGUGGAAGCGGACAAGUACGAAGACGACAAGGCCAAGGUCACGGCGUAUGUCAGCUGGAACGGAGCGACGGACGUCGCGCAUUGGCAGCUUUACACAUCCGACCAAAGCGGAUCGCGGAAGGAGAAAGCCGGUAUCGUGAUGAAGUACGGCUUCGAGACGAUGUUCGAACUUGACGUGGAGCGGAGAGCUUGUCUGCAGAUUGCGGCAGUGUCAAGCAACGGCACCGAGAGGCUGUCGAAUCUGGUCUGCGUAUAA
Molecule: messenger RNA, 1728 nt
Organism: Zymoseptoria tritici IPO323
Lineage: Eukaryota; Fungi; Ascomycota; Dothideomycetes; Mycosphaerellales; Mycosphaerellaceae
Exons: 2
Coding region: 1-1728 (575 amino acids)
Source: RefSeq, a predicted model, not a curated record